Messenger RNA from Galeopterus variegatus (Sunda flying lemur), 2799 nucleotides. Its product is annotated as ATP-binding cassette sub-family A member 3-like. The transcript is spliced from 17 exons. Gene Ontology annotation, biological process: transmembrane transport; lipid transport. Gene Ontology annotation, molecular function: ATP hydrolysis activity; ABC-type transporter activity; ATP binding. Gene Ontology annotation, cellular component: intracellular membrane-bounded organelle; membrane. Lineage: Eukaryota; Metazoa; Chordata; Mammalia; Dermoptera; Cynocephalidae. The record is from RefSeq and is a predicted model, not a curated record.
AUGGCGGUGGAGCCAGUGAGGCAGAAAAUGGCGGGGCGGAAGAAGAUGGCGGUGGAGUGGGUUGUGGGGAUUCGGGGGCAGACGGAACUACAGGAGGAGGGAUUCAGUCUUCUCUGCCAGCAGUUCUAUGCCAUGCUACUGAAAAAGAUUAUAUAUUCUUGGCGCAACUGGUUGUUGAUGUUACCGAUACAGAUCCUGGUGCCUCUGGUGAUCAUUAUAUUAAGCCUAACAUUUUUCAACUAUAAAGCAAGCAGCAUGGAAAGUGUCCCAUUGAAGCUGACUCUGAAAACAUAUGGUCGCACUAUUGUUCCAUUCUUCAUUUCUAACAGUUCUAGGCUGGAUCCUCACCUUUCAGCUCGCUUUGCAAGUAUGCUUGUGGCUGAGGGACAGAUUCCUCUGGAGGUCCCAGGUUCUAUAGAUGAAUUUCUUUUGAAAAAGGCAAAUGAGGACCCUGAGGACUUUGAUAGGCUCUACCUAGUGGCAGCUUCCUUUGAAGACGUGGGGAACCACACAAUAGUGACAGCACUGUUCAACAACGAGGCGUACCAUUCCCCUGCCCUGGCUCUAGCUCUGGUGGACAAUUUUCUCUUCAAAUUGCUUUCUGGUGCCAGGGCUUCCAUGACUGUGACCAACCACCCUCAGCCUCAGUCAGCCAUGGAGAUGUUGGAGAAUAUCUUGUACCAGGGCCCUAAAGGACAUUACCUUGUUAUCAACUUGCUUUUUGGAAUAGCUUUCCUGUCUAGCUCUUUUUCCAUGUUGACAGUCAGAGAGAGACGCAUUAAGGCCAAGCACGUCCAGUUUGUCAGUGGAGUUUAUGUGGCUACUUACUGGCUCUCCGCUCUCCUGUGGGACCUCAUCUCCUUCCUCAUCCCCACUCUGCUGUUGGUGGUGGUGUUUUUAUACUAUAAGGAAGAAGCUUUUACACACGAAGAAAACAUGUGGGCGGUUGUCUUGAUGUUAAUGCUGUAUGGCUCGGCCAUUAUCCCCUUCAUCUAUCUGGUCAGCUUCUUCUUUGACAAUGCUGGUAAUGCUUGUGUUAAGCUUGUCGUAAUGCUCACCUUCUUGAGCAUUGGUCCUAUCAUUCUCGUCUCAGUCACCGGUGAACAAGAGCUAGGCUUCACAACGAUCUCAGAGUCACUGGAUCAUACAUUCCUAAUACUUCCAGGCCACUGUCUGGGGAUGGCUUUCUCCAACUUAUAUUACAACUUCGAAUUACAGAAGUUUUGCAAUACCAAGAACCUGAACUUGACUCAGUGCAAUGAAGUUUGAUAUGUGAUCCAAAAGGACAUCUAUGCCUGGGAGUCUCUAGGGAUGGGGAAGUACCUAACAGUUCUGGCGAUCUUGGGACCUGUGUACAUCAUCCUGCUUUUCCUUGUCGAAAGCAAUAUAUUCUGGAAACUGAAAACCAGGUUUUCUGACCUUGGCAGCAAGGAAAGUUUGGCAGUGUUGCGGAAUGUAGCACUAGAACCUGAAGACAAAGACGUGCAAGAGGAGGCGAACGUUAUCGAGGCUUAUUUGGAAAAGCUGUGUGAGCAAAAUCCACUAGUUGUUAAAGAAAUAUCAAAGAUCUAUGUCAAGAAGGUGCCCCUGCUGGCUGUGAACAAGGUGUCCUUCACCAUUAAAGCAGGAGAAUGCUUUGGCCUUCUUGGCCUCAAUGGUGCUGGGAAGACUUCUAUUUUCAAAAUGCUGACGGGGGAGAAGCCCAUCACCUCUGGGGAUGCCUUUGUCAAGGGCCUCAGCAUCAGCGCUGAUGUAAGGCAGGUGCGGCACUGGAUCGGCUACUGUCCUCAGUUUGAUGCCCUGCUGAAUUUCAUGACUGGCCGAGAGACGCUGGUCAUGUAUGCUCGGAUUCGCGGCAUCCCUGAGCGCCACAUCAGUGCCUGUGUGGACCAGAUUCUGGAAGACUUAGUCAUGUACACGUACGCCGACAAGUUGGUAAAGACCUACAGCGGUGGUAACAAGCGGAAGCUGAGCACUGGCAUUGCCCUGAUCGGAGAGCCUGCGGUCAUCUUCCUGGAUGAGCCAUCCACUGGCAUGGACCCUGUGGCUCGGCGCCUGCUCUGGAAUGCCAUGGGACGGGCCCGUGAGUCUGGCAAGGCCAUCGUCAUCACCUCCCACAGCAUGGAGGAGUGUGAGGCCUUGUGUACCCGGCUGGCCAUCAUGGUGCAGGGUCAGUUCAAGUGCCUGGGCAGCCCCCAGCACCUCAAGAGCAAAUUUGGCAGCAGCUACUCCCUGCGGGCCAAGGUCCGGAGCGAAGGGCAGCAGGAGAUACUGGAGGAGUUCAAGGCGUUUAUGGACCUGACCUUCCCAGGCAGCGUCCUGGAAGAUGAGCACCAAGGGAUGGUCCAUUACCACCUGCCCGGCCGUGACCUCAGCUGGGCAAAGGUGUUUGGCAUUCUGGAGCAGGCCAAGAGAAAGUACAUGCUGGACGACUACUCAGUCAACCAGGUCUCCCUGGAGGACAUUUUCCUGAGCUUUACCUGUCCUACUGUCACGGAGCCUGGAAACCACCGCUCCUAUCCUGUGCCCAGCACAGGCCAACCCGUGAAGCAAGCAGAUGUGGACUUCCCUUUCGGGAAGAGUUCCCAGGAGGCGGGGAGGAGAGACGGGGGAAAGAAGGGACGGCAUCCGGUACAGCCGCGGCCGCCAAACCGGGGGCUCCGCCUGAAGCACGCGGCGGGGAGGAGAGGCCGUGCGGGGUCGCAGGCCCAGGGCCGGCCGAGGCACCAGGCCGGGCGCGGCGCGUCCCAGGAGAACCCUCGGGCCCUCAGCCUCCAGCCACCUGCACGGGACGGCUGA